GUGCAGGUUCAUCAGUGGCUGAUUCGUGGUAAACCCAUUAUGUGCCUACAGCUUAGCGUACACGGGGCCAAUCGAUCGUUUUUGCUCUUCGGGCAAACCGCAGCAUAGGAGCCAUCCCCCGCCGAGAGCAGUCGUCAAAUCUCUCUUGGUUGCUAAAACUAGUCUUAGAAGAAGGCAUCGGAUAACAAGUUGAAGAAUCUGUUUGAAGGUCAAAGCCCUCAAUAAUACAGCGGAACCCUCUGACUAUUCUCUGAAAGCUCUUGUAUAACAUAGGCUUGCACUGCUCUAUUGCAUUCCCUUCCUUCUCUGCAUUCGAGCUUCAUGUUGCCAGCAACUCGAGCCUGGAAUAGUCUCACAAUUUCCCGAGCCAGAGAAUCAAAUCCCAAUAGCAACAGCAACCGCAGCAGCAACCGCAGCAGCAACCGCAAGCAACCACAGCAGCCAUCAACAGCACAAGCUCGUACAGGAAGCGUCUCAUUACGCACCACCAAAAGCACCAUUAAUACCUCCAACUCGAACGCCGCAGCUUCUCGCGCCUUUGCCCAACAAGCCGCCCGAGCCACAUUAGCCACAAUGAUGAAUACCAACGCCGGUGCCAAGAAUGCCCCAUCCGGUUCGUCCGGUGAACAACCUCUCCACUGCGGUAAGUGGACCCCCGAAGAAGAGGCGUACGUGCAGUGCCUCAUUGAAGAGUUCCAAGCGGGCUAUUUGCCCAUUCGCGAAGGCACCAGUCUCCGCAGUUUCCUCUCCAAGAUGCUCAACUGCAAGCCCAAGCGCAUCAGUAAGAAAUUCGAGGGAAGCGACUACAAUGGCAAGCAAGUCUACGUCAGCCAGCCCUACAAAUUGACGGCCGAAGAAGCACGAGAACGUCGCGACCGAUUGUGCACUCUGGAGCGAAAGUUUCACCAGAGUGUGGCCGAACUCAAGAACGCCGAAGGAGGAGGAGGAGGCAAACCAUCCUAUGAAGAACCACUCGAUGCCGCCGCCGCUGCCAUUGGAGGAGCCGCUUCUCUGCCCGGUGGCGCAUCCGCAUCGGCUCGCAACAACAUGGGCGGCAUGAACCUCUCCAUGAAUCCCAUGAAUAUGAACAUGAACUCCAUGAAUAUGAAUGCCAUGAAUAUGAAUUCCAUGAAUGCUUCUGGCAUGGGAGUGGGAGCCAUGGGGGGACAAAUGAACCAGAUGAAUUCCAUGAAUAGAGCACCCUCUCCAAGUGUCCACGAGCCUCUCUUUUCCUCUGCUGCUGCUGGACAAGGAAACGCCUCCUCUUCAUCUUCCCAACAGCAGCCUCUCCAGCAGCAACAGUUCCUCGAAGAAUUGGCCUUUCAAGACAGCAUGCUCCGUUUGCGUCAACAGCAAGCUCAGCAACAGGCAGCACAACAGCAGCAAGCCCAGCAACAGGCGGCUGCUCAGCAGCAAGCACAGCAACAGCAGCAGUCGGGACAAGGACAAGGAAAUGGUUCCAAUGGUGCUGCUGGAUCGGCUGCUGCCGGAUCCUACGUCGACCCCAUCUUGGGAAGUCUCGCUCUCAGUCAGAAUGCUGUCAACACCACUCCUUUAGCUGCUUCCCAGUACUGGAGACGUCAAGCACUCCUAGAGGCAUCCACGCACUUGGACUCCCUUCGCAUGGCCCAGGCUGGAGCCAUUGGCAUUCAAAGGCCGACACUCGAACCCGGUGGUCUUCGUGAUCUUCGCAUGCCGGCUCACCUCGGAGGAGCCAUGCCCAACGGUGGACAGUUUGCCGAUUCAUCCUCCUCGGACAAUGCUGCCGCUGCAGCCUCUCUCGAUUCCUCUUUCCACAAAAAGCGCCGUGUCUCGGAUGCUGCCACGAACAUGACCUUGCAGCAGCAAAUGGCCAUGAACAAGGACAAUUCCAUGGCUCCCGGACCCGGUGGAAACAUUGCGAAGCGCAUGAGACGUGACGAUGCCUCGUCUUCAGAAGAGCUACAACAACAGAUUCAGCACCAACAGCAGCAGCUCGCCAACCUCCAAGGAGGUUUGGGACCAGGAGCACAAGGCUUCAACAACCAAUUCCUUCGUUAGUCCCACUAACGAACGACAAAACCACAAAGAAUGCAUGGCGAUGCGAUGCGAUGACAUGCGAGGGGCGAUGCAAAGGCGACAAAGACGACGAGGAAGGAAGGAAAUCAAUCAAGCAAAAAGUAUGUGGCAAGUGGUAACAACAGCGGCCAUGUCAACCCGCUUUUCCUUUUGUGUGUGUGAUGGAGUGCCGUCGAAGAGGGACUGACAGCUCCAUUGAUGUAUAAAGACGAAUUCAAUUAAAAUGAAACAUCCAUAAUAGUAUCAAUACC
This is a messenger RNA of Seminavis robusta, 2309 nucleotides long. The record is from the annotation of a GenBank genome assembly. NCBI's taxonomy places the organism in Eukaryota, Bacillariophyta, Bacillariophyceae, Naviculales, Naviculaceae.